AUGUCCGAAGCUAUUUGUUACUAUGCUCGACACCACUUCGAUUCCGAGUAUGUCAAUGAGAAGAGCAAGGCGAAGUUGAACAGAAGAUGGUUCAGUCUUGCCUCCCGAGCCAUCGACGCUAGUGAGGUUAUCAUCCACACCUCAGUAACAAUGGACGCUCGACUCGACCGCGACGCACAGCUAAAACAGCUUUCAUCGCAAACUCGACUGCCGGAGCAGACCUGGUACGAAUGGUUCUGGGGCAUCAAAAAGGCUGUGCCCGCCCGAUCAACCGAUGCCGCGACCUCCGAGGCGAUCAAGACGCACUUUACGCAAAUGCUUGACCACACCGAGCCUCCGGCCGUCUUCAAGCCGAGCGAGGUAGCACAACUGCUCAAUGAUGAAGAGCUGGCGUCGCUGGGGUAUGAGAAGUGGGAAGAAGCUCUGCCUGGGGUGUAUGAACUUGCUUUCGAAGAGAGGGAGUUUGGCAAUUGUGAGAUUCUGCGAAAGGGGAAAGUGAUUGGGGAGGAUGUUACGAUUGCGGAUCUUGAUGGUCCUAUACGGAUUCGAAGGGUGAUAUGGUGA
Messenger RNA from Fulvia fulva, 564 nucleotides. RefSeq lists its product as uncharacterized. The transcript is spliced from 3 exons. The record is from RefSeq and is a predicted model, not a curated record. NCBI's taxonomy places the organism in Eukaryota, Fungi, Ascomycota, Dothideomycetes, Mycosphaerellales, Mycosphaerellaceae. Bases 1 to 564 code for a protein of 187 amino acids.